AUGCUGCGCUCCGCCAUUCGCACCAUUCCGCGACCCUCUCGCAUCAAUGUGACGAACUGCCGCGCUUUUAUAGCGACACCACGCAGUCUUCGUCCAUCACUCGACACGCCCUCUGCUCAAAGCACAACACCUCUGUCCCCCUCUCUCACUUCCUCACCUAAGAAGGCAGGCAAAAACGAAGGCACCAUCGCAUCCGUCUUCGCCACCCUCUCAGGCGGCACGCUCGAAGACGCCCUCCCGGAUCGUUUCGCCCAACUCAAGCAGUCUCUCGUCUCAUCUCCCUCCCAUGCUGAGCACCUGCACCGAACGUGGCGCGACGUCCUGUCCUCCCUCAACUCGCGUGUAGCUGAAACGUCGAUCCUCGGAGGCAAGUGCAUCCCUGAAAUCGAAUUCCCCACCGCAUCUUCCACCGCAGCCGGAGCGUUGGAAAACUGGACAGACGCAAAGACGUACAACGCCAUCAGAGAACGCGGUGUAGCUGUCAUUCGAAACGUCAUCCCUUCCAAACAGGUGCUGCAGUGGAAGGAAGAAAUUCGAGCCUACGCUAAAGCGAACAAAGCCAAAGGUUUCCCCGAAGACAAUCCUCAGGUGUACGAGCUGUACUGGACACAAGCUCAGCUGGCUGCACGAUCGCAUCCGAACCUCCUCGCCACCUGUGAACGUUUCCUGCAACUCUUCCACCGACCUUCCAACGCUGCUGCAACUGACGAUAUCAUUACAGCGUGCUCGCUCGGUCAUCCGCUGAACUACGUCGACCGGUUGCGAAUUCGUCAGCCAGGGGAUGCCAAGUUUGCCCUCGGUGCUCACAUCGAUGGAGGUGGGGUUGAGCGAUGGGAGUGCGAGAACUUCCGCGGACUCUGGCACCACAUUCUCACAGAGGCUGCUGAUUGGCAGUCGCACGAUCCCUGGUCGCUAGGUACGAACGGUGAGCGCAUGACGGCAAAGACAGACAUGUACGAGGGUCCCGGUCAAUGCGGUGUCUUCCGUCCUCUGCAAGGUUGGCUCUCCAUGUCCAACACCAAAGCUGGAGAAGGGACGCUGAAGGUUCUCCCCUUCCUGAAGGAGUCCACGGCAUACAUCGUCCUACGACCGUUCUUCACCCCAAUCAAACCAGAAUCCGCCUGUUCGAACAAAGCAGAGUACCUGGCAGACUCAAACUGGACCCUCGACACGACCUCCCGCAAGUUUCCAGGCUGCAGUCUCGGUCACAACAUCGAGCUCUCAUCCACCACCCACCCGCACUUGGAUCUCGACAACACCAUGACGAGCAUCCCCAGCGUCACGCCAGGCGAUAUGGUCCUUUGGCACUGCGAUGCCGUCCAUUCCGUCGAAAGCCGGCACGGAGGAAAAGGCGACAGCAGCGUCCUCUACAUCCCCGCCAUUCCGACAACCCAGGUCAACUGGCGCUACAUCAUGCAACAGAAGCAAUGCUUCGAUCAAGGACUGCCUCCGCCUGACUUCCCCGGUGGACAGGGCGAAAGUGGGUUCCAGGCAAGGGGCACCCCGCACAUGGUCAAGGACCACGUGGCAAGGGCCAGCCUUGGAUUGGAAAAGCUACAGGCAAGAGAAGGUGCGGAUGCGCAGGAGACGAGACUAGUGGAGUGGUGUAAUGCUCAGCUUUGA
Pseudozyma hubeiensis SY62 is the source of this 1623-nucleotide messenger RNA. RefSeq lists its product as hypothetical. The record is from RefSeq and is a predicted model, not a curated record. Lineage: Eukaryota; Fungi; Basidiomycota; Ustilaginomycetes; Ustilaginales; Ustilaginaceae. The transcript has a single exon. Bases 1 to 1623 code for a protein of 540 amino acids.